AUGCCUGAUCCAACAGAAUUUAAUGAUGCUCUAGACUUAGAGGAGAACGCACAGAAAGUACAAAGUGCUUUGAAGAAAGCUCCAAUCGGUAGACUCUUCUAUUUGAACAAACCAGAGGCUUUUGUUCUUGCACUUGGUUCUAUAACUGCUGCAAUGGUUGCAGUCCAAUUUCCUAUAUUUGGAACAUUGGUUUCAACUGCAAUAAAGUCCUUCUACGAGCCGGCAGAAGAACUACUAAAGCACUCCAGGUUUUCGGCAAUCAUGUUCGUUGCACUGGGCGCUUAUGCUUUUGUUCUCAAUCCAAUAGUGAACAUCAUGUUCGGAAUAGCAGUUUGUAGUACGAGUUUCAAUCCUACUGAUGCUCUAAUUGUUAAGCGACUUGUCGGGGACACCUUAUUAUUUAAUAUCCAGACUAUAUCAACUAUCAUAUUAGCCUUCAACUGGAAGCUGGCAAUGGUGGCCAACUGGAAGCUGGCACUAAUUAUCACAGUAGUCGUCCCUCUGGUGGGUUUCCAAUCUUUUGCUCAGAUGAAGCUACUAGUAGGUCUGAACAGAAACGCAAAGUUGAAGUACGAAGAAGCGAGUCAACUCGCAACUGAUGCUGUUGGCGGCAUCAGAACUGUGGCAGCAUUAUGUGCCGAGAAGAACGUGAUGGAGAUGUAUGACAAGAAAUGUGAAUCUCCAAUAAGAGAAGGAAUAAGGGAAGGUGUUGUUGGUGGCUUGGGUUUUGGCUUCUCCUUCCUUGUAUUCUACUUUGUGUAUGCUCUCUGUUUCUAUGUUGGCGCUCAUUUCGUUCAGCAUGGAAUCGCGACAUUUCCUGAAGUGUUUAGGGUCUUCUUCGUAUUGGUUUUGGGGACUGGUGCGAUCUCUCGAGCCAGCGCUUUAGGUGGAGACACCAAUAAGGCUAUUGAUGCGGCCGUCUCCAUCUUUGAAAUUCUUGACUCCAAAUCCAAGAUUGAUUACAGCAACGAGGAGGGUGUGACCAUUGCAAAUGUGAGAGGGGACAUUGAUUUCCAAAAUGUGCGCUUCAAAAACUGUUGCACUAGUUGGGAAGAGUGGAAGUGGCCAAGUCCACAGCGAUUGCCCUCCUUGAGAGGUUCUAUGACCCUGAUUUCGGCAACAUCUUUCUCGACGGUUCGGAAACUCAAGGUUAGCUGGCUUCGACUGCAAGUUGGCCUAGCUGGCCAGGAGCCGGUGCUAUUCAACGACACCAUCCGUGCCAACAUAGCUUAUGGGAAGCAAGGCGAGGCAUCCGAAGAAGCUAUCGUCGCCGCUGCUGAAGCCGCCAAUACACAUCAGUUCAUCUCUGCCUUGCGUAACGGGUACAACACCAUCGUCGGAGAGAGGGGAAUCCAGUUGUCCGGUGGGCAGAAGCAACGUGUUGCCAUCGCGAGGGCCACCGUGAAGGACCCUAGAGUGCUGCUACUGGAUGAGGCAACGAGUGCACUGGACGCAGAGUCGGAGCGGGGGUUGCAGCAAGCUCUAGACACGGUAGCCAUUGGUAGGACAACGGUGGUGGUUGCGCAUCGCUUGUCAACAAUCAGAGGCGCGGAUAUCAUUGCUGUCCUUAAGAAUGGUACCAUAGCUGAGAAAGGCAAGCAUGAAGAGUUGAUGCAGUUGAAGGACGGAUCCUACGCUUCGCUUGUUCAGCUUGGCUCUGCAUCCGCAUGA
Molecule: messenger RNA, 1671 nt
Organism: Miscanthus lutarioriparius
Lineage: Eukaryota; Viridiplantae; Streptophyta; Magnoliopsida; Poales; Poaceae
Source: the annotation of a GenBank genome assembly